AUGUCCAGGACCAUGGACCGCCGGAGCAAGUUGGCUGAGAUCAAGCUCGUAUCGAAAUUCCACCCAGUGGCCAAUUACUCAUACCCCUCGCCCAUGAGCCCGACAAGCCCUACCAUCAACCGCUUCGACAGAUGCUCCGUAGGCUCCGAGGGCUCUACGCCUGGCCUCAUCGACGACAGGACCGAUUCCGAAGUAUCGCAGGAGGAUGACUACCAACACAUUGCACACGCCACCGAACUAUGGGAUAGCUUUUGGCAGGCUGGAGGCGAAUGGCGCUUGGAAGAUGCCAAACUCGAACUCGCUCAUCCUGCCAAGGACGAAUACCGGCCUCGUACCUCUUCGCACCACAGUAGACAGCCGUCCCAAAAAUCCGUUGAGCCCAGGACACCAUCGUGGCCUCUUCCCCUGUCCACGGCCAACACCCCUCACAAGCCUGCCACCAAAUACUCUGCGUUUCCAAGCCUCAGACCAGUUCCCCUGACAUCGGCUCUUGCACCUGCACCUCUUUGCCCAAAGUCAUCCGGCACAAGCACCAUGACGGCACCUUGCAUUCCUCCACCGCGACCUCGACGCCCUGAGGCUCUUCUCACACCUUGCCUCAGACAACCAGGCCAGACUACGGUAAUUCUGCCCUCGACCGCAAAGGUUAUGCAGCCCUGCAUGUACACUCGUCCCAAAACAUCCUCUGGAACUGCACAGCCCCCCCAAAAGUCCAUGGUCGGCCACUCCCGAAAUCAUAGCACCAUCGUUGGCAUCCAGGAUGUCGCGUCACGCUCUUCGCAAAACCUGACAAGAGCCCCCUUCACUCAUGAAUUUCAACACGGACCGCGUAACUCCAAGUCUACGACCUACCUGAGUGCUGCCCGCCAACAGCAGCGCCAGGAGCAGCUUCAGCAACUACAGCAAGAACAACAGCAACGACAACAGCAACAGCGGGAAGAACCCCAGUCCGUAUUCGAGGAAGAUUCGGAUUGCGAAGCCUCCGGGGCCAAGUCCUUCUUUCGGUUCCACAGGCGUUCCGGUAGCGACAAGAGCCAUAAAGCGUCGGCUGCAGCCCAAGAGGCAGCGUCACUUCACAAGCGGCGCAACCGCGCAGAUACCAUUGCUGUUUCCCCCAUGACAAACCCGCCUACUCUGGAGCGCGAGCGCAAAGUGGACGUUUUUGGACGCAUACUUGGCCGUCGUAGUCGAUGA
This is a messenger RNA of Beauveria bassiana ARSEF 2860, 1194 nucleotides long. RefSeq lists its product as uncharacterized. NCBI's taxonomy places the organism in Eukaryota, Fungi, Ascomycota, Sordariomycetes, Hypocreales, Cordycipitaceae. The coding region runs from base 1 to 1194 and encodes 397 amino acids. The record is from RefSeq and is a predicted model, not a curated record. The transcript has a single exon.